UCGGAAACGACGUUCCUUUUAAUUGUUUUGUGUUUUAGGUAACGGUGACUGAAUGAAUCAAAUUGUGAAUGCGGCGAAGGCGAUUUGUAAUGGUGAAAAUAUAUCGAUGAAGAUUGUUAGCGAAGCACUCCGCCGUGCCGGUGAGGUUUGCGCUCAGAAACCAUACAUGGUGAAGGUUACCGGAUACACCAUCGUGAUUGGCCCUUUACGAGGUCAUGCAUCCGAUUUUGCGCACUAUAUACUCACCACAAUUCUAUUAAAUGAGGAGGUUGAGAAUAUCGUCCUGCUAGGGAAUUAUAUUGACGGUGCGCACCAAUCCAUAGAGGUGCUAUACUUGGUCGCUCUUCUUGUAUCUCAUUCAGGGAAAAACGUGGUGCCACUCUUAGGGAAACACGAGCUGAUCUACCCGAUACAACCCAAGUUUUUUGGAUCGCUACAAAAUGAACUUAUUCUACGGUCAAUUAAUUCCAAUACUAGUGCCGAAGUAUAUGAGGAAGAGGUGCAGAAUUUCUUUUUUACUUUACCGAUUGUCUGCGUUAUUGAUGAACUUUUAUUUUGUGUUUCUGGUGGACUGGCUUCGGGGUUUCGUUUGCUUUCUCAAAUUGAGGUGGAGACUUCGAGAGAGGCACUUUUGGAGUUUGUUGUUAAUAGUCGAAUGAGCGAACCCGAAGAAAUGGUAUUGGGGAAAAAUAUUUUUGUUGCUUCGCACAGCGAUCGUUCAUUUUUUUACACCUUCAAUGCGGCUUGCAAUUUUAUUAGUCGUAAUAAUCUGGCGAUGCUGAUUGUAGGCAUGGAGUACCACACAAACUGUCCUGACAAAAAUGACUUCACAAGACCGAACCACAACGAUGAAUCAAUUUAUUUUCCAGGAUAUGUUAUCGACAAAAUCCACCCCGAAAUGGAAAUACCGGCCGUGAUAUCUAUCUUCUCUGCGCCUUGCUUUUGUGGGAAUAAUCGUAAUAAUGCAUGCAUUUUGGAGAUUUUUAAUAGGUGUUUGAAGAUACGAGAGCUUAAAAUGUAUAACGAACGCCCUCUAAUUAUGCCUGGAAACCAAAAUCAUGCCUUUUCUUGGGCACAACCGAUGCUCGAAAAUGCGGUGCUGAAGGUCGCACAAGAAUUAAUUUCUGGUUCCAUCCCUCAGCAACCACUUUCGAAAGAGGAGGAGGAUUACUGUAAUCGUGAGAGGCAUGCCAAAGCAAAGAUGAGGCGCAUGUGUCAGCUUCUAAAAUUUUUCAACAUACCACUCCCUAAGUUUCCUUGGAGUUAACAUACUCGACAUCACUAAAAUUAACCUGCCUAGGUAUCAUUCUUCAAGUUCUAUUUGUGAUGCUUUCAUUUACUUUUAAAAUUAUUAUUUUCUUUCAUUGUUUGCGAAUCAUUUGUAAAA
Messenger RNA from Phytomonas sp. Hart1, 1387 nucleotides. NCBI's taxonomy places the organism in Eukaryota, Euglenozoa, Kinetoplastea, Trypanosomatida, Trypanosomatidae. The record is from the annotation of a GenBank genome assembly.